GGCCCGCACGCACGCAGGUGAGCUGGCCGGGGCGGAGCGCAGCGCAGCCGGUGCCAGGCUCGGGCGCCCGCGGCCGCCGCUCGGAGCCACCGGCCACAGCCGAUUUCCCCAGCGAGGCCGAGGCGCCCCGGAGCCAUGGCCGGCCAGAACUGCGGGGUCACAAUCGCGCUGCUCGGGGUCCUGCUGCUGGGUGCCGUGCGCCUGCUGCGCGGAGCGGAAGCUUCUGAGAUUGCCCUGCCACACGGAAGUAGCAUUAUGGUUUUCAUAAAGCCUGGGACCCCACCUCUGCCAGUGAAGCCCUGUUACAUCAUCAGUUCUAAAAGACAUAAAACCUCGUUGACCAUCAAACCUGGAGAAAAAGAGGUUUUUUCCUUCAGCUGCCACGACCCAGAGAAUCACUUUGUCGUUGAGAUCCAGAAGAAUAUCGACUGCAUGUCAGGCCCCUGUCCAUUUGGGGAGGUCCAGCUUCAGCCCCCCACAUCGGCGCUGCCCACCCUCAACAGAACCUUCAUCUGGGAAGUCAAAGCUCACAAGAGCAUUGGUCUAGAGCUGCAGUUCGCCAUCCCUCGCCUGAGGCAGAUCGGGCCAGGGGAGAGCUGUCCGGACGGAGUCACCCACUCCAUCAGCGGCCGCAUUGAUGCCACCGCGGUCAAGAUCGGGACCUUCUGCAGCAACGGCACUGUGUCCCGCAUCAAAAUGCAAGAAGGGGUGAAAAUGGCAUUACACUUGCCCUGGUUCCACAACCGAAACGUCUCCGGCUUCGGCAUCGCAAACCGAUCUUCUAUAAAACGACUGUGCAUCAUCGAAUCUGUGUUUGAGGGUGAAGGUUCGGCAACUCUGAUGUCUGCCAAUUACCCAGAUGGCUUCCCGGAGGACGAGCUCAUGACGUGGCAGUUUGUCAUCCCCCCGCACCUGCGGGCAAGCGUCUCCUUCCUUCACUUCAAUGUGUCCAACUGCGAGAAGAAGGAGGAGCGGGUUGAGUACUACAUCCCGGGCUCCACCACCAACCCCGAGGUGUUCAGGCUGGAGGACAAGCAGCCCGGGAACAUGGCUGGGAACUUCAACCUCUCUCUGCAAGGCUGUGACCAAGAUGCCCAAAAUCCAGGGAUCCUCCGGCUGCAAUUUCAAGUUUUGGUCCAACAUCCACAAAAUGAAAGCAAUAAAAUCUACCUGGUCGACUUGAGUAACGAGCAAGCCAUGUCGCUCACCAUCGAGCCGCGGCCCAUCAAGCUUAGCCGCAAGUUUGUCCCUGGCUGCUUCGUGUGUCUGGAUUCUCGGACCUGCAGCACCAACCUCACCCUGACGUCCGGCUCCAAACACAAGAUCUCCUUCCUUUGUGAUAAUCUGACUCGCCUGUGGAUGAACGCCGAGAAAACCAUAAGCUGCAUGGACCACCGGUACUGCCACAGGAGAUCCCACUCCCUCCAGGUGCCUGGGGACAUCCUCCAGCUGCCCGUGCAGCUGCAUGACUUCUCCUGGAAGCUGCUGGUGCCCAAGGACAGGCUGAGCCUAGCACUGGUGCCUGCCCAGAAACUGCAACAGCACACGCAAGAGAAGGUCUGCAAGACGAGCUUCAGCUACCUGGUGGCCAGUGCCGUCCCCGGCCAGGAACUUUACUUCGGCUUCUUCUGCCCUGGAGGCUCCAUCGAGCAGAUCCAGGUGAAGCAGAACAUCUCAGUGACCCUCCGCACCUUUGCCCCCAGCUUCCGACAAGAGGCCACCAGGCAGGGCCUGACCGUGUCCUUUAUACCGUUCUUCAAAGAGGAAGGUGUUUUCACGGUGACCCCAGACACAAAAAACAAGGUCUACCUGAGGAGCCCUAACUGGGACCGGGGCCUGCCGUCCCUCACCUCAGUGUCCUGGAACAUCAGUGUGCCCAGCAACCAGGUGGCCUACCUGACCUUCCUCAAGGAGCGGACCGGCGUUGUCUGCCAGACGGGGCGUGCGUUCAUGAUCAUCCAGGAGCAGCGGAGCAAGGCAGAGGAGAUCUUCAGCCUGGAGGAUGAGGUGCUCCCCAAGCCAAGCUUCCACCACCACAGCUUCUGGGUCAACAUCUCCAACUGCAGCCCUGUGAGUGGCAAGCAGCUGGACCUGUUCUUCUGGGUGUUGCUUACCCCAAGGACUACGGACCUGACUGUCAUCAUCAUCGUGGUCGUGGGAGGUGGCGCCUUACUGCUGUUUGCCCUUGGACUCAUCAUUUGCUUUGUGAAAAAGAAUAGGAAAAAGAAGAAAAACAAAGGCCCACCUGUAGGCAUCUACAAUGGCAACAUCAACACCCAGAUGCCGAUGCAGCCAAAAAAGUGUCAGAAAGGACGAAAGGACAGUGAUUCCCACGUGUACGAUGUCAUCGAUGACACCAUGGUGUAUGGGCAUCUGCUACAGGAUUCCAACGGCUCCUUCCUGCAGCCAGAGGUGGACACCUACCGGCCCUUCCAGGGCCCCACAGGAGACUGCCCCCCCUCCCCACCCCCCAUAUGCUCCAGGGCCCCGACUGCAAAGCUGACCACAGAUGAGCCAUCCCCUGGCUUCCCCGCUGAGUCUGAGACCGAACCAUAUACCUUCUCCCACCCCAACAAUGGGAGCACAGACGUUCCCUUGCUGGACACCCAUGAGCCAGAGGAGCCUGGGGAGUAACUUGGACCCAUUCCAAAGACUGCCUAAAACAGGGCAUUGAGACACCCUUUAGGGGUCUCAAGCAGAAAUCCUAAAGAGGAAUUAUAUGGAAGGAAUGGCAGGAGGUUUUUCAGGACACCACCGACCUCUGAUUUCCAAGUGGACUCAUUCCAAUCAUGGGAUGUUGAAAGUGAUGAAUUCUGACCUGGAUACAAUCGUCACAGUUCAUGUCCUUCUAAACUCAGGUUGGGUUGUAAACCAGCCCAUAAUGAGAGAGGAGGGCCGUGAGUCACCACGUACAAGGUUGCAACAAGCUCUGGAUUUGGAUUUGGAUUUGGAUUUGGACCUCUUCAGGGCAACAAUUCCAAUCCCUCGGAGCCCAUCCAAGGUCCCUGCUCCCACUGGAGCCCCCUGGAUGAAAAUGAUAAUGUGCCUUAUUAUUAUUAUUAUUUAUUUGGUGGUCCUGUAUAUUUAAGGAGUCAAAUGCAUAACCACGUAGCUCUUUUUACCUGACAUGGUGACAACUCAUGCGAACUGGUUGGAUGGCUGGGUUUUGACUUCUACCGACCACUAGAUAAACAUGUGCCUGUCCCCUGGAAGGUGGGAAUAACUUGCAGUCUGUCCAGCCAAAACAGGGUGUGUCUGUUUGAGGGCAUUGAUAAGCGACUUCCUGGUUCUCUUGCUCUGCGUGUGGUUAUCCCACCGCACAGAUUUAUCUUGAGUCCUAGAAGUAAGAAAAAUUUCCUUGAAUUGCUGGGUGGCUGUCCCCGCUCCAACAAUACUUUGGCAUUUAACGAGAAAUCUAGAGAGUAUUUUCAACCUCUAGCAAUGUCUAAAAAUACGCCAGAGAAUGGCCACCGUGUUAGCUCCUUGUUGCUACUGUAACCAAUUACCUCAAACAUGGAGGCUCAACACAACAUAGAUUUCUUAUGGUUCUGGAGAGCAGAAGGGCAAAGUGGGUCUCCCUGGGCUAAAAUCGGGGAGUCAGCAGAGCUAUGCUCCUUCUGGAGGCUCUAGGGCAGAAUUGGUUUCCUUGCCUUUUCAAGCUUUUAGGGGCUGCUCACACUCCAUGCCUCGGUUGGCUGGUCACACACGGAGUCGCCCACGCUGCCACGUGACAUUGAUGCACCUCCUUCCUUCUUUGCCUUAUAUGGACCUUUCACUUAUAAAGCCCACCCACUCAAAUAAUCCAGGAAAAUCUCCCCAUCUCCGGAUCUGUAAUUUAAUCACACUGAAAAGUCCCUUUUGCCACGUAAGGUAACACAGCCUCAGGUUCUGGGGGAUCAGGACAUGGACAUCUUUGGGGACCCAUGAUUCUGGCUAUCACACCUCCCUGCCACUGCAAGAGAGACUGGGAAACGACCCAGCCCGCAGGUGUGUUUUGUUUGGCCUGCAGAAUCUUUUUGAAGAAUUUGUUACUAACAUUUAAAAUUAUACAAUUUUUGCAUAAAAAUCCAGAUCAGGAGAUCUGGCCGUUUCUGGGGCUCACUGUCACCUGGCGGCAGCUGGUGGGGUGCCUGGUUCCCCAGUUCACCCCAGUCCCCACCACUCCCUCUCGCCUCCCUCACUGAUGCUGAGCGUCUGUGGCUGCUGAUCAGUGCCCCCGCCCCACCCCCAGGGGGUUGCUUUGUUCAUAAUGAAAUGGAAAGUUUAGGAGCCAUAUGUGUCUCUUAUCAAAGGAGAAGAUGGGCCUCAAGGCUGGUGUGUGUUUCAUGAAGGUUUUUUCUCAUACACGGCCCACAUCCCUCAUUUAUAUUAAUGAUCAGCCCAGCUCCCGCUCACGGGAGCGUUUGCCUCUGUGGGCCCUGAUCUCUUCUGGGAGGAGAGGGAUCCUGUUCCGGCUUGUCAGCAUGGUCCAAACGUCAAUGUUUCUGUGGCCAAACCUCCUUUAAAAAAUAAAUGUGCUUCACUGUGUUCAGUGAAUUCACCUUGGAAACGCACUGCCUAGACUUGCUUGCAUGUGCUACUUUGCCUCCAUGAAAAGGAGUUUUGCAAUCUCCUAAAUGGUGUGUAUUCCAAGGCCUCUUGAACUCUUUUCCAGAAGGAAGGGUUUGUUGUUUGGCUGACACCCUGGGUGCGGCCCCUGGCACCUUUCCCUUGUAAAAGGCGGGCUCCUGCCCAGUUACCUUCGGACUCUUGACCCCCUCCCCAUGAAGGGCCAGAGGGCUGGGGCUUCCUCCCCCCAACUGCCAUUGUAUCAUGACUUAAAAUCAACCCUGGAGCCCUGGCCUCGGUGCUCUGCCUCCCACGGCCACGGAGCGUGACAGGCCACCCUUGGCCUGGUUGUUGUCACACGCUCCGCCCUUACUUACAAGGGCCCCAUGGGGCCAUUUGCUUUUAACCGAGAGCUCCAAACUCCAGGCCCAGUUGCCAUCUUCCUGAGACCUCAGGCGAAUUUAAUGUUUUCUGAAGCUAUGCCUCCUGGAGGUGCCAGCCCAACAUACCUCUGACUCUUUUCUUUAAAACCCAGACCCCACUUAGGUAAAAUACGUCAGGGCUGCUGGAAACCACUUGGACACAUUUGCUGACGCCUACUGUGUGCCCUGCCCCUGGGUCUGUGGACGCCUGGGCUGCCUCCACGCCCGUCCGCCAUGCUUGUGGGGAAGCCCAGCUCAUACAGGACGGGGCUUAAUGCUGUAGUCCCUUCACACAGGAGGGAAAAGCCUCAGGAAGAGUCGGAGGCGGGAAGCAUAUAAGUCCUUGGGGAAUGUAACCUUGGUCAAGGUUAGAGGACUGGUUUGUGUGGAUCUGCAAUGCAUAACUGGGAAUAAUUUAUUUCGUUGUAGAUAAUUUUUAGGUACCAUUUUAUUC
Mirounga angustirostris (Northern elephant seal) is the source of this 5424-nucleotide messenger RNA. It is a transcript of the gene CDCP1, whose product is annotated as CUB domain containing protein 1. Lineage: Eukaryota; Metazoa; Chordata; Mammalia; Carnivora; Phocidae. Bases 136 to 2634 code for a protein of 832 amino acids. The transcript is spliced from 9 exons. The record is from RefSeq and is a predicted model, not a curated record.